This is a messenger RNA of Lytechinus variegatus (green sea urchin), 1193 nucleotides long. RefSeq lists its product as uncharacterized. The transcript is spliced from 3 exons. The record is from RefSeq and is a predicted model, not a curated record. Bases 51 to 740 code for a protein of 229 amino acids. Gene Ontology annotation, molecular function: protein binding. NCBI's taxonomy places the organism in Eukaryota, Metazoa, Echinodermata, Echinoidea, Temnopleuroida, Toxopneustidae.
UCAGCUCCGGCGAGGGUCCUUUACCAUGUGUUCAUCGAGGAAUUCGGUACAUGGACGCUGAAUCGUGGGCCGUCGACGAAUGCACCACCUGUGCUUGCGACAACGCUCGUGUUACCUGUGAGAUUGAUAGUUGUCAACCAGCAUUCUGCGCUGAGCCCAUAAAACCUGAGGGAUCAUGUUGCUACGUCUGCCCAUACAACGUCCUGGUGAAGAAAGUCCUGCCUAAAAUCACAAGCAGAGAUACCAUUUCAGAGGGAGGGGACAAUCAAGUUAGCGUUGAUGUUUCCAUCAAAUUUCAUGAUCAUAGGGACACCACUGGAGUAUCAGGAGAAGAUCUUUGGAAGCUUUCUGCUUGGGCUUCAGCCACUCCAGACGGCAACGGACCAAGGAUUGGAUUCGAAGAAGACAUUCUAGAUCCGACACAAAAUGACCAGUACUUCACGAAGAGAGAAGAAUUCAAGUUUACCAAUCUGGACUUUUCCUUUUCUGACCCGAUGGCCGAGUGUGAAGACAUGAAGUAUAUCUGUGUGAGGAUCGAGAGGGGAGAAAACCCAAGGACCACUGGAGACCUCGGCUAUACUUUAGGAGGAUACUCUGGCUCGAGUUCACAGACCGGUUGUACUGAAGCCCCCAAAUGCAAACACGAUCGAAGCAUUUUUAGUUCGCUGCUGUCAAAAGUACUUCAGCAAGAUCGCGGACAGUUUAUAAUGAACGUAUUUAUUACCGAUUCAGAUUGCUAAUUACCGAUGUAGUGCCGCCUAGGCUUUAAUUGUUUUGAGCAUCCAAUUACCUUUGUAACAUUGUACAGCUGAAUUAAUACCGAACUUGUAAAAUCGCUCGAACCAAGAACAGUAACAAAGAAGUUAUGUUAGAGAGUCCAAUAUAGUCUACAUUUCAACCACAUUAGCAAGUUAAUGCAUUCCAUAACAAUAAUCAUGAACAGUUAGAGUAUAGUUUUGAUAAAUGUCCCCAAAUCAUUUCAUAAAUUAUACAGUAUAUGAAUAAAAUCCGUACUAUACAACAAAGGGAUAUUUUUUCACCUACAUUUUUGUUGUUGAGUCUCAUUUAUGAGACGGAAGUGAUUUUAAUUUUUUUUAAUGGUAAACUUGAGAGAGCAUUGUCAAUUUAUUUGUUCAGCUCGCAGAAAUCAGUUUACGCAAGAGUGAUAAUUUUCACGCUGUGACGAGGAAAAA